Molecule: messenger RNA, 1749 nt
Organism: Tetranychus urticae (two-spotted spider mite)
Lineage: Eukaryota; Metazoa; Arthropoda; Arachnida; Trombidiformes; Tetranychidae
Biological process (GO): arachidonate secretion; phospholipid metabolic process; lipid catabolic process
Molecular function (GO): calcium ion binding; A2-type glycerophospholipase activity
Source: RefSeq, a predicted model, not a curated record
AACAUUGUUUACAAUCGAUUAAUUGAGAGCAAAUGCGUUCUCUAUUAAGAACCUGACCUGACAUUUAAUGCCAAUAAGAUCUUGAAAGCGAAAACUAAUAUCAUUAUUACCUCCUCCCCUUUAAUUUGUUGCCGUUUAUUUGAAAGUGAGAGCUACUUCGCAAAGUAGGAAGGCCAAACAAAGAUUAGUAGAUACAGUGAAGUGCGUGAAGUUGAAAGUGAAAGUUGAAACAUUUUGCUGCAAACUGUAACAAAUGUAGAUUCGGAAAGUAAAUAACCAAUUUAAGUUGAUUACAAAAGAUUGAAGAUUCAAUUUAGAUUGAAUUAUUUGAAGCCAAUAGAUGUGAAAAUAUUACUUUUUUAUUUUCUUUUUCAUUUGUCACCUGUUUACUAAUCGCGGCAAAAUGAAUCACAAGAAUCAACGAGUUAAAUGAAAAAUGAAAGUGUAACAUCUUAUUAUUUAUUAUUUUAUUAUUUUCUUCCUUUGUCUACACAGAAAUGUUUCUCAAUUAUUAAUUUAACUGUGAUUUCGCUGGACUAUUAGUCUUUCUAGUGUCAAAAGUGCCAUAAGGAAUAGUAAGGAUCUCCAUCUGAAGUCACCCAAUAUUUGCUUUUAACGGUUUUCAUCCAAUCUGUGAUGAUUUUUGGAUUUAUUUUUGUUUUUUUCUGAACAACUUCGAGGUUGGAAUAACCUUUAAUCCUUAUUUGUGAUUUGGAACAAUGUUAUUAUGACGAAGCGAAAAGUUAAUUUGCUAAAAUUUCCAUUAUAUUUAAAUCAACAUCUUGACUAUCAACAAAAUGAUAAAUUUGCAUCUACAAAGGUUGUCAUCGUGUGUUCGUUAUUUGAUGUCACCAACGAAAUUGGGUUUAACAAUUGUUUUGCUUUUCAUGUUCAUUUCAGUUAACAUGAUUUAUUUUUUGGAAACAACAAGUUAUACAGAAGUUGUUAUUACUUCCAAACCAAGUAGUUUAGUCAAAUCUGUUGCUAAUAUGGAAUCAUCUGAAGCAAAAGUUUCACCUUUACAAAAUAGUAACACUUUUUUAUCUAUUAAUAACAGCAAUACUCAUCAAAGUGUCAUCAAUACAAUCAGCUAUAAUGAUAAAAAGAGCAUAAAUAGUGAUUUUUUAUCAGCAACUUCAUCACCUAACCAAAACAAUAACAACGAUUUAAUAAGUAGUGUCCAUCGCUCUUUACGUGUUAAACGGGGUUUAAUACAAUUAGCCUCUAUGAUCAGAUGCGUCUCUGGUUGUGAACCUUUUCAGUACAAAGGUUAUGGUUGUUUCUGUGGUCUCUUUGGAUCAGGAAAACCUGUUGACCCAAUUGACAAAUGUUGUCUUAAACAUGAUCAAUGCUAUGCAAUGGCGCCUUGUCAUCAAUUACUCCUCUAUUUAAUGCCAUACAGUUGGGAUUGUGUUGCUCCGGGUUAUGCUAAUUGUGCUCUAACUGAUUAUGAACAAUCAAAGGAUAAAUGUGGAUUCUCUCUGUGUGAAUGUGACCGAGUCUUUGCUGAAUGUAUUAGUAAAUAUCCAUGUCCAUCAUCUAAAGCCAAGUGUCCAUACAAGCCAAUGGUGUUGACUGUUUAUGGUAAAUGAAAAGUUCUGAACCAAAGUCAGAUUCAUGACGGAUUCAAGUGAAGAUGCUUUUAUGAAAACUCAAAAAUUAUCUUGAAAAUGGCCAUUUCUUCCUCGAUAAUUUAUGUCAAUUAUUACAUUUGUAUACAAUGUUAACCAUAAUUUAAAUAAUCUCUGU